GACCGUAUAAAUAGCGAGGGACUUUACAAGAAUCGACAUCAGUCACUUGUUCUCCAUUGAACCAGCAACAGAAACUCAUUCCUACUAUAGCAAUCAUGAAGUUGUUCGUUUUCGCCGCUUUGAUCGCCGUGGCUGUCGCCGAGUCCGCCUACCCUGCGCCCUACCCAGCAGCUACUUAUCCGGCUUAUCCAGCUUACGAAACACCAGCCUACGAAACACCAGCUUACGAACAACCUGCCUACGAACAACCAGCCUACGAGAAAUCAUCAUACGAUUACGCCCCUCAACCCUACAGCUAUGGCUAUGCUGUCAAGGACGAAGCUUCCUACAACGACUAUUCGCACACGGAGACCAGAGACGAUGGUAAUGUGGUCACCGGAUCUUACAGCGUCGCCUUACCCGACGGCCGCACUCAAGUCGUCACCUACAGGGCCGACGCUUACGGUUACGUCGCCGAUGUGAAAUACAUCGGUGAAGCCAAGUACCCCGACUACCAACCCCAGGCCUACUCGACUCCCAGUUAUUCCGCUACGGAAUCCUACGCCGAGGAAGCGGCCGCUUACCCAGCUCCGGCCUACACCGAGCCAGCUUACACUAAAGAACGUCGCCGCCGUAAUAAGAGUCAGAAGUUGUUCAAUCUAUUUUAAAUGGACUGCACGUCUGUAAAUUAUUUAAAACUGGAAUUCAAUAAAAAUAUACUUAUUUGCUACAUAAA
Messenger RNA from Daphnia pulex (common water flea), 715 nucleotides. RefSeq names its product cuticle protein 10.9-like. Gene Ontology annotation, cellular component: extracellular matrix. The transcript is spliced from 3 exons. The coding region runs from base 96 to 647 and encodes 183 amino acids. Lineage: Eukaryota; Metazoa; Arthropoda; Branchiopoda; Diplostraca; Daphniidae. The record is from RefSeq and is a predicted model, not a curated record.